CGGCCCGCCGCGCCCGCCGCGCCCGCCGCUGCCCGCCGCUGCCCGCCGCGCCCGCCGCUGCCCGCCGCUGCCCGCCGCUGCGGGAUGGCGCUGUCGGCGGCGGAGCGGGCGCUGCUGCGCGCCCUGUGGAAGAAGCUGGGGAGCAACGUGGGCGUCUACGCGACCGAGGCCCUGGAGAGAACCUUGGAGGCCUUCCCGCGCACCAAGAUCUACUUCUCCCACAUGGACCUGAGCCCGGGCUCCGCCCAGGUCAGAGCCCACGGCCGCAAGGUGGCCGACGCGCUGACCCUCGCCGCAGACCACCUGGACGACCUGCCCGGCGCCCUGUCCGCUCUGAGCGACCUGCACGUGCGCACGCUGCGCGUGGACCCCCACCACUUCGGGCUGCUGGGCCACUGUCUGCUGGUGACCCUCGCCCGGCACUACCCUGGAGACUUCGGCCCCGCCAUGCACGCCUCGGUGGACAAAUUCCUGCACCACGUGAUCUCGGCGCUGACCUCCAAGUACCGCUGAAUGGAGGGUGGGAGGUCGUGGGACGCCCCGCCCCCCGCGACGCCGUCGUGUUGGAGUAAAGCCCCGGGGCAGCAGCCUGAACCGAGUGCUCCCUGGGGAUGUGUGUGUGGGGAUGGCCUCGGGUCCGCAAACCAAGGGGCUGGCGGGUUUGGGGCACCAGGUCCCAAAUUCCAAUUCCUUGGCCUUGGCCAGGAGGGUGGCAGGCGGGAGGUGGUCGGGGGGCUGUUGACGCCCAGUCCAGGCCCUUCGCAGUACUGCUCGCUUAGUCCUCCUGGACUCCGCUCAAACCCAGCUGCACAGGCCUGGUCCCAGGCCGAGGCCCUUCUGUCUCCCGGGGCGGAGUCCGGCCUAGGCCCUGGCAGCCGCACAGCGGACAAUCGGGGAAGGGAGCCCCCUGCUGCCCAGCGCAGGAACCGGGCCCUGGACGUCGGAGGUCCGUGGCGAGACAGGACCCCUGGACCAGCCUUGCAGCCCACGGGGCUGGCGGGACCCCACCCCUCCCUGGAAAGCCAGAGCUGCCCUCGCCCAGGAUUUUGCCUCAGAUGUGCAGUCACGGCCACUGCAGAAACUCCACCUUCUGUCCCUACUUCUUCGAGGUCCACGUGACACACGGCAAACUCACUCCUGCACGGCAGUACCGCUCGGCAGAAGCAGCCACAUGGAGACACACAGCAUUCUUUUGAGAGGGUUGAUUUGAGAGGCAGAGUGACGAGGGGUGGGGUGGGGGAAGGUCUUCCACCGCUGGUUCACUCCCCAGACCUGCGAUGUCCGAGGCCAGGAACCUGGAGCUCCAUCCGGGUCUCCGACCGCAUCUGCCCUCCCCGGCACCUGGAUCAGAAGUGCACAGGAGCUGGGACUUGAGCCAGGCACUGCUACGUGGGACAAGGAUGUCUGUAAACUGUGGUUUCUGGGGCGCCUGCGAGGUGUUCCCAGGAGAGAAGCGAGCUCAGGGGAAGAUCCGCCGGCGUGGGUGUCGGGCCUAGCAGCCGAGAUGCCCAGGCUGUGCCAGGACUUGAUGCCUGGCUCCUGCGGACUCUGGGGGGUGACAGUCACUUCAAGCACCUGGGCCCCUGCCACCCAUGUGGGAGCCCUGCAUUUCCAGUCUGGGCUCCUGGCGUUGGCUUGGCCCGGCCACCGCCACUGCGGGCACCGGCAGUGAGCCAGAUGGAAGGUCGUCCCUUUCACAUAAAUAUUUGUGUAGUUUGGUGCGGUUUAGUGUAUUUGCAGUGCUGGGUGCCCUGGCUCACCACGUUCUGGAACUUUUCUUCUUUAAAGAUUUGUCCAUUAGUAAGCAGCUGGGACUGGGCCAGGCUGAAGCCAGGAGCCUCCGGCAUUCGUGGCAGGGGCCCAGCUGCUGCCUCCCCAGGGGCGUUAGUGGGACGCUGGGUUGGGAACAGAGCAGCUGGGCCUCAAACCAACACUGACACGAGCUUAACCCGCGGAGCCCCAUCGGGGCACCGAGACCGCACAACUUCUAGAGGACCACAAUGCUGACGACGGUGCUUUGUCUGCCAAGACGCCCAUGCAGUGUGGGGCAGGUGUUUAGCUCAGCUGUUAGGGAGCUCCUCGCUCCGGCUUCUCGCGCAUGUAGUGCCGGCUCAAGUUGUUGGGUUCCUGCCCCCCACAUGGGAGACCCGCACUCAACUCCUGUCUCCCAGAGAGAAGUUAACUACUGGAGGAGGGCUCUCCAUUUACCUCCGAAACAAUAAAUUUAAAAACUAUUUUUAAAGAUUUAUUUGAAAGGCAGAGUUUCAGGGAGAGACAGAGACUGAGUGAGAUCUUCCAUCUGAUGUUUCACUCCACUAACGGCAGCGAUAGCAGGAGCAGGGUGGAUCCGCAGCUGGGAGCCAGGAGCCGGGAACUUCCUCCACACCUCCCCGUGGGUGCAGGGGCCCAAGCACCCAGGCGUCUCCCACUGCAGUCCCAGGAGCAUCAGCAGGGCGCUGGGUCAGAAGUGGAGCCCCCGGGGCCUGAACUGCUGCCCACACGGGACUUGGGCUCCACAGGCAGCAUCUUUCCCCGCUACGCCACUACUCCACCCUUAGCCUGAGUCCUAACCGCCUAGCCACACACGGGCCUGAAGGCAUGUUGAGGGCAAGCUGAAGGCGGUGCCAUGCAGCCUCGUGCUCCCCCUCCCAGCCCUGUCCAGGGGCCCCUCCCCCAAUCCGAGUCUCCCCAGGCCCCAGUAAGGAGCUAGGGUACUGGGGCUCCCAGUCUUGGAAACAACUAACACAGUGAGGAGAUCCUGGAAGACAGCUCCUGGCUGAGGAUCCCAGACUGUGCCGGGGCCGCCAGGCAGAUGGCACCCAGCCCUGAAGAGGGGUCCUGGGGCUGGGGUCUUGAGCCUGUUGUGCAGAGCUGCCCCUCCCCCACAUACUGAGAUCCUGUUCCCAGAGCUGUGAGGGAGGGGCUUAGAGAACUGACCCCACGUUACCUGCAGAUAUGGGUAAGCUGGACCGGGGAGUUCCCCUGCCUUCUGCCCCCUGCACCCCCCAUCCCCGCAGCCCACCCCUGGUCUUUGAAUAAAGUCUGAGUGAGUGGC
Messenger RNA from Oryctolagus cuniculus (rabbit), 3055 nucleotides. NCBI's taxonomy places the organism in Eukaryota, Metazoa, Chordata, Mammalia, Lagomorpha, Leporidae. The record is from RefSeq and is a predicted model, not a curated record.